This is a messenger RNA of Rotaria sp. Silwood2, 348 nucleotides long. The record is from the annotation of a GenBank genome assembly. NCBI's taxonomy places the organism in Eukaryota, Metazoa, Rotifera, Eurotatoria, Philodinida, Philodinidae.
AUGAUUAGAUUAUUAUUGAUAACUCUAGUCAUUUCCAAAAUUAAUGGAGAUGAUAAAAGAAUAUAUUCAGCUAUAGAAAAUACUCGACCAAUUAUUGGAAUUUUAACUCAACCUACUCCAUCAACAUGGCAAAAACCAAAUCGUACUACUUAUUUAGCAGCAUCUUAUGUUAAAUAUAUUGAAGCAACUGGUGCUCAAGUUGUACCUAUUCGAAUGUAUCAAUCAAUAGAUUAUUAUUUACAUUUAUUUAAUUCACUAAAUGGAGUACUCUUUCCAGGCGGAGAUUUUAGUAAUGAAUAUCUUUAUGUUGCGAAACUUUUUCAUAUGUGGACAUUAAAGGUAAAUUAA